Aspergillus aculeatinus CBS 121060 is the source of this 228-nucleotide messenger RNA. RefSeq names its product CDC26 family anaphase-promoting complex subunit. Gene Ontology annotation, biological process: anaphase-promoting complex-dependent catabolic process. Gene Ontology annotation, cellular component: anaphase-promoting complex. The record is from RefSeq and is a predicted model, not a curated record. The transcript has a single exon. Lineage: Eukaryota; Fungi; Ascomycota; Eurotiomycetes; Eurotiales; Aspergillaceae. The coding region runs from base 1 to 228 and encodes 75 amino acids.
AUGCUUCGCCGUAAACCAACCGCAAUAGCCGUGACAUCAGAAGACCUUACUGCUUUCGAAGAAGCGCGACUUCGCAAGUUCACUCGAAGCAGCGGAAAUACAAAUCAUGCCACGGACACCUAUCCUGUCAACUUUGAUCCAAAUGAUGAAUUGAAACCUUUGCCUGGAGACAAGGCAAGAAUAGUACGUUCGCGUGAGGAACGUAUAGGCGUUUCUCGUCAUCAUUGA